AUGGGAGCCAGUAAAGGUCUAGUUGCCGAGAAGAUUUUCACAUCAAUGGCCGAGAAUGGAAACCAAGCUGAUUUUGUGCUAUGUAUCGGCGAUGAUAGAUCUGAUGAAGACAUGUUCGAGAUAAUUGGCAGUGCAAUGAACGGUGGCAUUCUCUCUUCUAAUGCAUCAGUGUUUGCUUGCACGGUUGGACAGAAACCAAGUAAAGCAAAAUAUUAUUUGGACGACACAAAUGAAGUCAUAACCAUGCUUGAAGCUCUUGCAGUAGCCUCGGACCCUGCAGAAUUUGAAGCUGGAAGCUCCCCUUGA
Molecule: messenger RNA, 306 nt
Organism: Ilex paraguariensis (yerba mate)
Lineage: Eukaryota; Viridiplantae; Streptophyta; Magnoliopsida; Aquifoliales; Aquifoliaceae
Source: the annotation of a GenBank genome assembly